Messenger RNA from Trifolium pratense (red clover), 1070 nucleotides. Its product is annotated as calmodulin-like protein 3. The transcript has a single exon. The coding region runs from base 277 to 738 and encodes 153 amino acids. Lineage: Eukaryota; Viridiplantae; Streptophyta; Magnoliopsida; Fabales; Fabaceae. The record is from RefSeq and is a predicted model, not a curated record. Gene Ontology annotation, molecular function: calcium ion binding.
UCCUAACUUAACGCAAUUAAUCAACUUCCAACAUCAUUUUUGGCUCAAGAUUUUGGUUAAUUUGUUGAUAUUGAAUGACCAUUGCCAACCUUGUAGCCAAGGUUCUGUUUUUCCCCCCCACAAUCCUAGCUACCAUUCUGAAUUUAUUUACAGCUUCUUUUAUGAUUCUAACAAUUUAUUCAUUUUAUACAACUUCAUAAUAUUUGCUCUUGUUAUUCUCCUCCUUGAUAUUUGUUUCUAUUAUUGUUAUUAUUAUUUAUACACACGACACGAUCAAUGGAUCAAGGAGAACUUGCACGAAUUUUUCAAAUGUUUGAUCGAAAUGGGGAUGGUCGUAUUACAAAAAAAGAACUUAGUGACUCAUUACAAAAUCUUGGUAUUUGUAUCUCCGAACAAGAUUUGGUCCAAAUGAUUGAAAAAAUCGACGUAAAUGGAGAUGGAUAUGUUGACAUUGACGAAUUUGGUGAGUUAUACCAAACGAUAAUGGAUGAUAAAGACGAGGAGGAGGAUGAUAUUAAAGAGGCAUUUAAUGUGUUUGAUCAAAAUGGAGAUGGGUUCAUAUCGGGCGAGGAAUUAAGCGCGGUGUUAUCAUCUUUAGGCUUAAAAAAUGGAAAAACUUUAGAAGAUUGUAAAAAUAUGAUCAAGAAAGUCGAUGUAGAUGGUGACGGAAUGGUUAAUUUCAAAGAAUUUAAGCAAAUGAUGAAAGCUGGUGCUUUUGCUGCCGAUUCAUUAAGUUGAUGAAUGGUAAGUGCUUUUCUCACUUAUGGUUAGAUGAUUUUUGUUGCACACAAAAGAAGAAACAAGAUACCCUUUGUAGAAUGUUAGGUAUCAUGUUAUAAUGGGGAAAAAAGGGGGGAAAUGGUGUCUUGGUUGGUGAUUAUAUUUGAUGGAAAUUUCUCAAGUUUUUGUAAGGUUGAUUCAUUGAUUCCUCAAUAUUUUCCAACCUUAUGUAUCUUGUUAGUGCAAUGAAAACUUUAUAUGGAGAAGAGGCAUACAUAUAUGCCCUCAUUUUUCAUAUUUUUCUUCACACAUAUUGAUGUCUUUGCAAUUAAGUUAUUUGAUUUGUUUUU